AUGGAGGGUGCGGAAAGUGGCAGUAGGUCGAGUGGGAUCCUCUCCAUCAUGAACCGUGAACAUAUGGAGCGUAUAAAUACCGACACGAGAUAUAUACAAUCAAAUCCAAUGGCUGCACCACCGAUUGCCAGUCCUGCGUCCGCUCACUACCCAAAUGGUGCACCAUACUCCGCAGGAUGGCCCAGUACUCCGCAUAGCGGCUUGAUGUCUCCUCCAGAAUCGCGGAGGACGUCAAAUGACAAAGCGCACCCGCAUCCACUGCAGACCAACACCCAUCGACAAUCAUUGCCAUCGAUACAGGAAGCUCUCAGCAGCACUUCUACCAAGCCCGGUCCUUAUGCUUCACCUGUAUCCGCCUCUGCACCGCCAUCGCAUCCGCAGAGUUCCUAUGCACAAUCGCAAGUGCUGCCACCACCACGAACACAUGAGCAGGGCGGAGGAUUUCAGUCAUCUCAAUCGCGGCAACCUUCUCCUCCGAUGCCUAUUCAACCACCACCUUUCUCACGCCCUGAUUUAGAUUCAAGGAGCUUCGCGGAGCCCAGGAGGCCAUCAUUGUUACAUCCUUCGAUUCCACCACCUCCACAUGCAAAUUCAUACGCGCCGCCUAGAUAUGAGGCUCCUAGGUAUGAACAGGAGCCAAGAGCUAGUGAAAGAUUUGCUGAGAGGUCAAUGAAUGACUAUGGCCCACCAUCUUCUUUACACACUCAACAUCCAUAUGCAAACGCUCCAGCGCAACCGGUCCACCCUUCUCAUCCUCCACCUCAUGGGCAAGGUUACCCUCACCCACCUUAUCCACCACGGGAUGAAAGAGAUUUAGGUGUUGCCGGAUUUAAGAAUUAUAAGACUCAACCCGAGCCAUUCAAUCAGGGCUUAAAGCGACAGCUUGAGGUGUGGGAUGUUGAUAAUAAUUUAGCUCAAAUCAACGUUUCUAGCUCUGUUUUACAGGAUUGGUCACGUCAUUUCCACGCAAUAAGUCAAGAACAACCACGCUCUCACAUUGCAAUCCCGGAAAGAUCACCCGACCGCAAGGCCAUUGAAGAUAUGUUGGUUCACGGUAACCGAGUUGUAUCUUGCCUUCACCGCAUGUUGGAUACUGCUGUACAGCAGCAGCAUGCAGCCGAUGAGCAAUCUCGCGGUGCCAGAUUAGCUACUGAUUACGAUGAUGAGAGCAUCUAUGGCGAUGAUAGACACCAUCAAAAUUUUGGUGGACCAGAUAACAAAAAACGUCGAGGACGCGCUGCUCCACCAGGCAGAUGUCACAGCUGUAACAGAGCGGAGACUCCCGAAUGGAGACGGGGGCCAGAUGGAGCCCGUACGCUUUGCAACGCAUGUGGGUUACAUUAUGCGAAACUUACCCGCAAAAACACGAUGAAGCAGUCACAAGGUUCAACUGGAUCAUCACUUCGACCCAAAUCUUCGGAGGAUCAUUCACCACGGUCAUAA
Molecule: messenger RNA, 1443 nt
Organism: Botrytis deweyae
Lineage: Eukaryota; Fungi; Ascomycota; Leotiomycetes; Helotiales; Sclerotiniaceae
Exons: 4
Coding region: 1-1443 (480 amino acids)
Biological process (GO): regulation of DNA-templated transcription
Molecular function (GO): zinc ion binding; sequence-specific DNA binding
Source: RefSeq, a predicted model, not a curated record